Messenger RNA from Auxenochlorella protothecoides, 645 nucleotides. RefSeq names its product Nef-associated protein 1. Lineage: Eukaryota; Viridiplantae; Chlorophyta; Trebouxiophyceae; Chlorellales; Chlorellaceae. The record is from RefSeq and is a predicted model, not a curated record. The coding region runs from base 1 to 645 and encodes 214 amino acids. The transcript is spliced from 4 exons.
AUGCAGAAUGAGCUCAGGAAGCUGGGUGAUGAGCGCCGUGCGGAGAGGGCGGGCCGCAUCCGAGCAGAGCCGCUGCUGGUCGAGUCGGCGCGCGCCUCCCUCACCCUCAGGCCCGGUCUUGCGCCCGAGUUCCUGCAGGGCCUGGAGCAGUACACCCACUGCUGGGUGCUGUACGUCUUCCACCGCAACACGGACCUGCAGCGGCUGUGGGGCGGCAGCGACCGCGGCCUGCGGGCCAAGAUCAGGGUGCCGCGCCUGGACGGCGGCCGGCUGGGCGCGCUGGCCACGCGCUCGCCACACCGCCCCUGCCCCAUUGGGCUCAGCGUCGCGCGCGUGCUCCGCGUCUCCGGUCGGACGCUGCUGCUGGGCGGCGCUGACGUCGUGGACGGCAGCCCCGUGCUGGACGUCAAGCCCUAUGCCCUGGACCUGACACCCUUGACCCCGGGCGGGGAGGCGGCCGGGUUCUGGCGCGUCGCGCUGGACGGCGUGGAGGUGGCCUACGACGUGGUGCAGGAGGGGAGUGAGGCGGGGGGAAGGCCCGUCGUGAUCGUGCGGGGCGGGAGGGCCUGGACCGCGGCGGCAGGGGAGGGCGAUGAGGAGGCAUGGGCUGACGACGUGGACCGAGCGCCGGUCGCCCCUGAAUGA